Molecule: messenger RNA, 747 nt
Organism: Drosophila obscura
Lineage: Eukaryota; Metazoa; Arthropoda; Insecta; Diptera; Drosophilidae
Exons: 2
Coding region: 1-747 (248 amino acids)
Biological process (GO): DNA integration
Molecular function (GO): nucleic acid binding
Source: RefSeq, a predicted model, not a curated record
AUGCCACCCCGAGAGAAAGUUCGUGAAAUUGAUUUGGGUGCUGUGUCCGAGUUCGAGCUAGAGCCCGAGCUUGAGGCCGAUCUUGAGCCCAUUCCUGUUCCCAGACCCAUCAUAGACAUUGUCGUGAUGCCCUUGGUUGACGGAUACAGAUAUUGCCUGACAAUGAUCGACCGUUUUUCUCGCUGGCCAGAGGCUGUGCCAUUAAAGGAUAUGACUGCAGAGACCAUUUCUGAGGCACUAUGUUCUCGCUGGAUUUCACGUUUCGGCUGCCCAUUGACUAUUACAACUGAUCAAGGAGUUCAAUUCGAGUCGGCACUCUUCAAAUCACUGGCCAAUAUGCUGGGAAGCGAGCACAUUCACACGACGCCAUACCAACCCCAGUCAAAUGGCAUGAUCGAGCGUUGGCACAGGUCUAUGAAAGCCUCUUUGAUGUGCCAACCGGAUACACCAUGGACCAAGCUGCUUCCGACCGUCAUGCUGGGCCUCCGCACAUGCUUCAAGGAGGACAUUAAGGCAUCAGCAGCAGAAAUGUUAUAUGGUUGUACUCUACGCCUUCCAAACGAAUUCUUUUACGACCUAGACGCGCCUUCGAACCCACUCGACUUUGCCAGUCAGUUCCGCAAAAGAAUGCAGGUGGGCCAGCAACAACCUCGAGACGAGAUGGCAGCUCCAGCAACGGACUCUCGAGAAGUUAGCAGCUUCAGCAACUACGACGACACGCGACCAGACAUUGUUAUCAAAUAUUAA